This is a messenger RNA of Salvelinus sp. IW2-2015, 2534 nucleotides long. It is a transcript of the gene deaf1, whose product is annotated as DEAF1 transcription factor. The record is from RefSeq and is a predicted model, not a curated record. Gene Ontology annotation, molecular function: DNA-binding transcription factor activity, RNA polymerase II-specific; DNA binding. Lineage: Eukaryota; Metazoa; Chordata; Actinopteri; Salmoniformes; Salmonidae. Gene Ontology annotation, cellular component: nucleus. Gene Ontology annotation, biological process: regulation of transcription by RNA polymerase II.
GCAUCUCCUUCCUGUGAGACUUGACCGAAAAGCGUAAAGAGAACGAACGUAAGACGCCAUUUCUCCCCGUUUUAAUACAUUUGGUUUGAAAUAAUAAUUUAAUCGACGGCACAAAUUAUACUUUUUUAUUCCAGUGCAUGAGCGGUUUAUGCACAGCACAAUAUAAUCGGGUCGGUGCCAUAUUCUCCGAUUAUUUCUCGGUCAAAUUCGGCGUAAAUCGUCAGACAUAGGAAAAUGGACGAGACGGACUCGGCAACGAAGGGACUAGCGUUGGACGAGGAGUCCUUAGACGCUGCCGGAGAGCCGGUGGAGGAGGGGGUGGAUUCGGAUACUGAGUCGGAGGCCGAAGUCACCACGAUGACAGUAAUGGGAGAACCGGGGAACAUCGAGAUUGGAACCGAGUCCUUGCCGAACUCUGACGAUGCCGAGACAGCUUUUGCAGAAGUCACAACAGUCACUGUGGGGGAUGUCCAAGCAGCCGAGGACAAUGUGUUUACUGCCACCUCAGCCUCCAUACCAGAGCAUGUUCUUACUGGCAGGACCACCCUACAGAUUGGCGACGGUCUCAAUCCUCAGAAGGCCACUCUGAUAGUGGUUCACACUGAAGGAAUAGUGGACGCAACAGGACUGAAGAACGCUGCAGCCGCCAUGUCCUCUGACCCCCAGACUCCCUCCACCCCAAUGAAUCCAGGGCAGGAGAAAGAUGGCUCCAAGUACAACUGGGAUCCAUCUGUGUACAACAACGAGCUGCCAGUGCGCUGCAGGAACACCAGCGGCAUGUUGUACAAGAACAGACUGGGCUCAGGCGGAAAGGGACGCUGCAUCAAGCACAGCAACCACUGGUACACGCCCACUGAGUUUGAGGGCAUGUCUGGCCGGGCGAGCAGCAAGGACUGGAAGAGAAGCAUCCGCUAUGCAGGCCGUCCCCUGCAGUGCCUAAUCCAGGAGCGCAUCCUCAACCCCCAUGCCGCGUCCUGUACUUGUGCGGCCUGCUGUGACGACCUCUCGUUGUGUACCAAGGAUAGUCCAUCUUACGCAGGGGAGAACAUUAAUAUGACUGGCCCGGUCAGACUGUUUGUUCCUUACAAGAGACGCAAGAAGGAGAACGAGCAGCCGACCACUCCAGAGAAGAAGGACCUCCCACCGCCCAAGAACAUCACACUGGCACCGGGGGCAACAUUCACAGUGUCUCCGUCAGGCCAGAUCACCACAUCAGGGACCCUGACCUUCGACCGGACGUCUCCCGACGCCACAGCCCUUCUCUCCGAGGGCACGGCACAUGGCGAGGUCUUCACCAGCACAGAAGUGUUGACAGCGCUCCCGGCACUGGCCAUGGCCCCCCAGGCCAAGGUGGAGUCUCCAUCCUCAUCUCCCUCCCCGGGGCUGGUGAACGGUGGGCUGGAGGUGUCUGGGGUCAGGGAGGGCCAGAGGACAUGGCUUUACCUGGAGGAGACGGCCAACAGCCUGCUGAGCACGGUGCAGCAGCUCAAGGCACUGAUCGACCAGGCCAAGCAGGCCUGCCACUGCCAGGCAGGUCAGGAUGCCUUCAGCCAGGACAAGAUCCACGGCAGCAGGAAGGAGUGUACACUCACCCAGCCCUUCCAGAGUCAGAUAUCAUUCCAGCACCCAGACGACCCAGAGGGGAAGAGAGGCUCAGAAAUCACUGAGAUCAUCAUCAAGCAAAUGUGCGUGAACUGUGGACGGGAGGCCAUGAGCCAAUGCACGGGAUGCCACAAGGUCAACUACUGUUCCACCUUCUGUCAGAGAAAGGACUGGAAGGAGCACCAGCACAACUGCUGCCAGACCAGUGGGGCUGUGGCUGUCCAGGACGAGGUGCCCAUGUCAACCAUAGACAUGGACAAAGUCAAGGUCUAGCAGGUAUAGACACUGAAAACAGAUUCUGUAAAAACAGCAAAGUUCUCCUUUCAAUACCUUGGAGACUUGAGCAUGGCCUCUCAUUCAGAACUCAGCCAGCUGGAACUUAAGUGCUGGUGCUGCUCUUUUGAAUACAUCAAAGAUAGUUGCUAGACUUUGUCAUGUCCCUAGAACAUGCAUUUGAUGAUAGCUGGGAUUUCUUUUACACCAAACAGGUUUUGCAGUAUGCUAUUACAUUGUCUCCUGUCUGAAGAAAUAAAUGUGAAGAUUUUGACUCCUGAAAACACUACAUUACACCCUGGGAAUUCUGUCAUUGUGUUUCCUCUAACAAAUGCAGCUCCGAGGCCUGUGUGCUUCAGAUGAUCAAGUAUUUGAAGAGUAGUGUUUGCUUCCCUCAACAGACACUGGUGUCUAGUUCGAUUUGUAGAUGUAUCCUGGAAACCAGACGAUUACUGAAUGACUGUACAUUUCAAAUGUAGUCCACUACCAGGGUUUAAAAACACAGAAUGCCUGUUGCCGAAAAAAGACUUGCUCUAACAAUACAUGUAUUUUAUUGAAUAUGUUUUAUGUAUUACAUUGGCUCUGUCCUACGUUGAAUGGAGCAGGACAGGCUGGUAAACAACAGUAGGUUCUAUAUAAAACACACAAUGACAAAUCAA